Vigna umbellata (rice bean) is the source of this 1247-nucleotide messenger RNA. Lineage: Eukaryota; Viridiplantae; Streptophyta; Magnoliopsida; Fabales; Fabaceae. The record is from RefSeq and is a predicted model, not a curated record.
AUGAGGAUAUUUGGAAGAGUGGCUGUUUGUGGGGUGAUAUCUGAGUAUAGUAGUGCUGGAAGAAAAGCUUCACCAAACAUGUUGGACAUUGUGUACAAGAGAAUCAGCAUCAGAGGAUUUUUGGCUGCUGAUUUUCUGAAUGUUUUUGAAGAUUUUUUUUCAAAAACUUUGGAUUACCUUCGUACAGGAGAGUUAAAGACAAUUGAAGACAUUUCAUCAGGCGUGGAGAGCAUCCCUUCUGCUUUUGUUGGACUCUUCAAAGGGGAUAACAUUGGAAAGAAAGUUAUAAUUUUUGUGCGGUUCUGUUUUGACACAUUCCAGGCCAUUGAUGGUGCUGUUAUUGGAAAAGUUGUGGCUUCUGGGAAUGCUAAGUUUCAGAAAGAUGAUUUGGUGCUUGGAGUAUUCACAUGGGCACAGUACAGUUUGGUGAAAGAAGGGAGUAUCUUGAGAAAAUUAGAGUCCUCUGAAUUUCCACUAUCAUACUAUCUUGGAGUUCUGGGAUUCAACGGACUGUCAGCUUAUGCUGGGUUUUUUGAAUUGUGUAAACCCCUAAAGGGUGAAAAGGUUUUUGUCUCUGCAGCUGGUGGAGCAGUUGGAAAUUUAGUAGGCCAAUAUGCAAAGCUUUUAGGUUGCUAUGUUGUUGGUUGUGCAGGUACCCAGAAAAAGGUGGAAUUGCUUAAAAAAGAGCUAGGUUUUGACGAAGCAUUCAACUACAAAGAAGAAAAAGAUCUAAACUAUGCUCUUAAAAGGUAUUUUCCUGAUGGAAUUGACGUAUAUUUUGACAAUGUUGGGGGUGAGACGCUGGAAGCAGCUGUGGCUAAUAUGAGGAUAUUUGGAAGAGUGGCUGUUUGUGGGGUGAUAUCUGAGUAUAGUAGUGCUGGAAGAAAAGCUUCACCAAACAUGUUGGACAUUGUGUACAAGAGAAUCAGCAUCAGAGGAUUUUUGGCUGCUGAUUUUCUGAAUGUUUUUGAAGAUUUUUUUUCAAAAACUUUGGAUUACCUUCGUACAGGAGAGUUAAAGACAAUUGAAGACAUUUCAUCAGGCGUGGAGAGCAUCCCUUCUGCUUUUGUUGGACUCUUCAAAGGGGAUAACAUUGGAAAGAAAGUUAUAAGUUUAGCAGAAGACUGAUACAGGAAUGAAGUUGAGGUUGAGCAAGAGAUUAGAGAAAAUGCUACUCAUUAAUCACCAGUACGAUGAAUUUGAUAUUUAAGAAUAAGAUUGUUGUCGGAAAAAGGUUUUGAAUUUUA